Messenger RNA from Syngnathoides biaculeatus (alligator pipefish), 2354 nucleotides. Its product is annotated as placenta-specific gene 8 protein-like. The record is from RefSeq and is a predicted model, not a curated record. Bases 39 to 353 code for a protein of 104 amino acids. The transcript is spliced from 5 exons. NCBI's taxonomy places the organism in Eukaryota, Metazoa, Chordata, Actinopteri, Syngnathiformes, Syngnathidae. Gene Ontology annotation, biological process: positive regulation of transcription by RNA polymerase II.
CCGCCCUCAGCACUUCCUCCACAUCGCACGUCUUCGUCAUGGCUGUGACCAAUCAACCGGGCAGAUACCCUCCCUCCGACUUCCAGACCGGGCUGUGCGACUUCUGUGACGAUUGUGGAACAUGCUGCUACGGCCUGUGGUGCUUCCCGUGCCUGAGCUGCACCGUUGCCAGCGACAUGGACGAGUGCUGCCUGUGCGGCCUGAGCAUGGCCAUCCGCAGCGUCUACCGGACCCGAUACAACAUCAACGGUUCCCUGUGUAGCGAUUUCAUGGCCAACUCGUGUUGCCUGGUGUGCACCACCUGCCAGCUGAAACGGGACAUCGACCGGCGAAAGGAACAAGGCAUUUUCUGAACCCUCCUGACGCCGGUUUUAUCGUCUCUGACAAGCGAUGGAUAUUGAUUCAUCAUCUUUACAAUUGAUAAUAUUGAUGGUGGUACAAUAAAGGAGGUAAAUGGUGGCUGUACUGUAGUUUUUUUGGGUGUGGAGAUAUUUUUUUUGUUUUGUUUAUCAAAGCAUGACAUCAAACGGAUUGUUCCAUUUUACAUUGACGUAAAUCAGGGGUGUCAAACCCAUUUUUCUCGCGGGACACAUUGUUGUUCCGGUUCCCCUCAGACUGUGAAACAAAAAUAUUUACUCAUCUCAUGAUAUUUACAUUUUGGUACGGAUUUUACAAGAAUGGUGGAAAUUGACACUCUAGAUUUGGCUUCGCGGGCCACAUCAGAUCAUGUGGCGAGCCAGAUUUGGCCCCCAGGUCUCGAAUUUGACACCUGUGGCGUAAACCAUCAGUAUAUAGCCGGGGUGUCAAACUCAUUUUUCUCGCGGGACACAUUGUUGUUCCGGUUCCCCUCAGACUGCGUAACAAAAAUAUUUACUCAUCUCAUCAUAUUUACAUCGUCAAUUUAUGAACUUGUUUCGGAAUCAGAAAUGAACGGUAAUCUGUGUUUCAACUAUUUUACGUUUGGUUACACCAAAAUGUUUGUAAUAUCUCGAUUUUAUCAUUUAUGACAUAGGACAAUUUGAAAUUUUGGUAUAGAUUUUUACAUGCAUGCAUGGAAAUUGACACUCUAGAUUUGGCUUCACGGGCCACAUAAAAUCACGUGGCGGGCCAGAUUUGGCCCCUGGGCCUCAAGUUUGACACCAGUGGUUUAUAGGUUCAAAGGGUAGAAAUCGAAGGUAGCCAGAUUACAGCUUCUUUAACCUGGCCCAUUCAGCAUUUAUAAUAUGAUUAUUGUAAGAGUUAUUGCAUUAAAUUGGCUACCCCAUUCCCCAAAAAUGGUUCAUUACAUUGUAUUUACUUUUUUAUUCAUUUGUCUCAUUCAAUUAUUUCUUCAUUAGUUUGUCAGCGUUUUACAUGACUAAAUAACCGGUUGAUAAUUACAUUCUUGUUAAUUUAAUAAAAAGGUCUUGAAUUUUGUAAAAAAAAAAAAUACACGUAAAUUUGGUUAAUAGAAUAAUUUUAAGUCCUUAAAAAAAAAAUAAACGUUGCUGAUUAAAGACUAAAUUGUGUUUAAAUGUUUACAAAUACAUGUAUCGUAAAGACAAAAACAAGGAUUCCAAAUUAUCUCUGCCUUGAUAAAAGUAUUUGGCACCUUCUUAAAUUUUUAAUUCACAUAAUUAAAAUCCUGUCUAAUUUAAAAAAAUUUAAAAAAAUUGUUUUUUUUUUUGCUUUCCCCCCCCAUCGUGUAAAGCUUUUUUGGGGGGUGAAAUUUUCGUGACUACCGUAAUUCCCGGCCUACAGAGCGCACCUGGUUAUAAGCCUCACCCAGUAGGUUUGUAAAGGAAAUACCAUUUGGUACACACGUACACCGCAGCCGUGUAAAAGCCGCAAGUGCCCAUAUUGAAACACGAGAUAUUUACAAAGAAAUACGGUACACAGAGUUUAACGCUAACGCUAGCGCUGUGCUAACGCUAGUGCCACGUUAACACUAACGCUCGCGCUGCGCUAAGAGGGCCGGUUAAAAAAAAACAUACUGGCAAAAAUUACUGAGACAUGGCAGUAACACGCCAGCACAGCGAUAACAGGACCCGACCGGUAAAAGUCACUUCCUCGGCACAUACAUUCCACCGAUGUCACUUUUACCUUUUCCGCUCGAGUGCCCCCUUGUGACUGUUAGGAAAAAUGCCCAAAUUAGCCGCAUCACCGCAUAAACCGCAGGGUUGAAAGCGUGUGAAAAAAGUUGCGGGCCCGAAAUGACGGUGUAUAUAGCGGGUGAUUAUUGCAUGUGGCGAAAGCAGUUUUUCAGUCGUGUGUUGAAAAAGAGCAGAUUGAGCCGCUAGCCGUGCGCAUGUUUAAUUGUGUUCCAUUUCAACACUACCCUCACGUUGGCCGUCUGACACGUAGCCCCAAAAAAA